Lethenteron reissneri (Far Eastern brook lamprey) is the source of this 6384-nucleotide messenger RNA. It is a transcript of the gene SLC6A5, whose product is annotated as solute carrier family 6 member 5. Lineage: Eukaryota; Metazoa; Chordata; Hyperoartia; Petromyzontiformes; Petromyzontidae. The record is from RefSeq and is a predicted model, not a curated record. Gene Ontology annotation, biological process: nitrogen compound transport; sodium ion transmembrane transport; amino acid import across plasma membrane. Gene Ontology annotation, molecular function: amino acid:sodium symporter activity. Gene Ontology annotation, cellular component: plasma membrane.
CUCGGCAUCCUGAACCUCACCGGCAGGCCCCUCAACAGCUCGUUGUGCGAGCGCCUGUUCGGCAACGUGACGCUCGCCAACCGCACGCGGCCCGAGAGCGUCAGCGGCAGCGAGGAGUACUUCAAGUUCUUUGUGCUGAAGAUCUCGGAGGGCAUCGACCGACCGGGCGAGAUUCGCUGGCACCUGGCGCUGUGCCUGCUGCUCGCCUGGAUCAUCGUCUACCUCUGCCUGGUGCGCGGAAUCAAGACCUCGGGCAAGGUGGUGUAUUUCACGGCUACCUUCCCGUACGUGGUGCUCGUGAUUCUGCUGGUGAGAGGGGUCACCUUGCCCGGGGCAUUCGAUGGAAUCCUCUACUUCAUCAAGCCCAAGUGGGAGAAGCUCUUCGAAGCCACGGUGUGGAAGGACGCAGCCACUCAGAUUUUCUUCUCGCUAUCGGCUGCUUGGGGAGGACUUAUCACCCUCUCCUCCUACAACAAGUUCCACAACAACUGCUACCGGGACACGCUGAUCGUGACGUGCACCAACAGCGCCACGAGCAUCUUCGCCGGCUUCGUCAUCUUCUCCGUCAUCGGCUUCAUGGCGCACCUCCUCAAGGUGGACAUCCAGCAGGUGGCGGACGAAGGGCCCGGCCUGGCCUUCGUGGUCUACCCCGAGGCCCUGACCCACCUGCCCAUCUCCCCACUCUGGGCCAUCCUCUUCUUCCUCAUGCUCCUCACGCUGGGCCUCGACACCAUGUUCGCCACCCUGGAGACCAUCGUGACUUCCGUGGCCGACGAGUUCCCCAAGUACCUGCGCGCGCACAAGCCGCUGUUCACGAUGUGCGCGUGCAUCAUCAUGUUCAUCCUGGGCUUCCCCAUGCUCACCGAGGGAGGUAUCUACAUGCUACAACUGGUGGACACCUACGCUGCCUCGUACUCCCUCAUCAUCAUCGCCAUCUUUGAGCUCGUCGGCAUCUCCUACAUCUACGGUCUCAACAGGUUCUGUGAAGACAUUGAGAUGAUGAUUGGCUUCCAGCCCAGCUACUUCUGGAGGAUCUGCUGGGCCUUCCUCACACCCACCAUCCUCACCUUCAUCUUGGGCUUCAGCUUCUACCAGUGGACGCCCAUGACGUACGAGGCCUACCACUACCCGCCCUGGUCCAUGGCCAUGGGCUGGCUCAUGGUGGGCAGCUCAGUCAUCUGGAUCCCCAUCAUGUUCGUCGUCAAGAUGUACCUCGCUCCGGGAAACUUCAUCGAGCGGCUCAAGCUGGUGUGCAUGCCCCAGCCGGACUGGGGGCCCUUCCUGGUGCAGCACCGUGGCGAGCGCUACCGCCACCAGAUGGACCCUCUGGGCACCUCCUCGCUGGGCCUCAAGCUGCCCCGCAAGGACGUGGAGAUGAGCGCCGACGUCAUGGGCGUCGCCUAGCAACCCCCCCCCCUUCUUUGUUGCUGCUGCUCCUGUUGCAGUCACCCCCACCCCUCCCUCCCCUUUGUCACCCCCCUUCAACCUGAGGUCCGUUGGAACCCCCCCCCUUCAGAGUCUUUCAUGGAAGCCCUCGAGAUUCUAUCUCCAUGAUGUCCUCCUUUAGAUCUCUCCAUGAUGUCAUCGAUGGGAUCAUCUUUUCCUGUCCAUGAAGACUUGUAUGACAUCACAUCUUCUCCAUGAUAUACUCCAUGCAUCUCUCUAUGAUGUCUUUUAUGACGUCAUAUUUUCCUGUCCAUGAUUACCUGUAUGACAUCUCCUCUCCAUGAUGUCCUCCAUGCAUCUCUCUAUGAUGUCAUCGAUGUGAUCAUCUUUUCCUGUCCAUGAAGACUUGUAUGACAUCACAUCUCCUCCAUGAUAUCCUCCAUGCAUCUCUCUAUGAUGUCCUCCAUGACGUCAUUGUUUCCUGUCUACAUCUUCUCCAUGUCCUCCUUUAGAUCUCUCCAUGAUGUCGUCGAUGGGAUCAUCUUUUCCUGUCCAUGAAGACUUGUAUGACAUCACAUCUCCUCCAUGAUAUACUCCAUGCAUCCCUCUAUGAUGUCUUUCAUGACGUCAUCUUUUCCUGUCCAUGAUGACCCAUAUGGCAUCACAUCUUCUCUGUCCUUUAAAUCUCUCCAUGAUGUCUUUUAUAUGAUUAUCUUUUCCUGUCCAUGAAGACUUGUAUGACAUCUUCUUCGUGAUGUCCUCCAUGCAACUCUCCAUGAUCUCCUCCAUGAAAUCAUCUUCUUCUAUCCAUGAUGACCCUCAUGACAUCACAUCUUCUCCGUCAUGUCCUCCAUUCACCUCUCCACUGUGCCCUCCAUGAGUUAUUGUCCCUGAUCCACGAUGUUUCUUCAUGAGUCCUCCUCAUUGGAAUUCUCCACGAUUUCCUUCCUAGAAAUGUAUCCAUGAGACCUCUUCUCCUCCCCAUGAUGUCCUCCAUGAGACUGUUAUUUCCAUGAUAUCCUCCAUGAGAUCCUACCUCCGUGAUGUCCUCAAUGAGAUCUUAUCUCCAUGAUAUCCUCCAUGAUAUAUUAUUUUUAAGAUAAGAUGUCCUCCAUGAGAUUUUAUCUCCAUGAUAUCCUCCAUGAUAUAUUAUCUCCAUGAUAUCCUCCAUGAGAUCUUAUCUCCAUGAUGUCCUCUAUGAGAUUUUAUCUCCAUGAUAUCCUCUAUGAGAUAUUAUCUCCAUGAUGUCCUCUAUGAGAUUUUAUCUCCAUGAUAUCCUCCAUGAGAUAUUAUCUCCAUGAUGUCCUCUAUGAUAUUUUAUCUCCAUGAUAUCUUCCAUGAGAUAUUAUCUCCAUGAUGUCCUCUAUGAGAUCUUAUCUCCAUGAUGUCCUCCAUGAGAUAUUAUCUCCAUGAUGUCCUCUAUGAUAUUUUAUCUCCAUGAUAUCUUCCAUAAGAUAUUAUCUCCAUGAUGUCCUCUAUGAGAUCUUAUCUCCAUGAUGUCCUCCAUGAGAUCUUAUCUCCAUGAUAUUCUCCAUGAUAUAUUAUCUCCAUGAUGUCCUCCAUAAGAUUGUAUCUCCAUGAUAUUCUCCAUGAUAUAUUAUCUCCAUGAUGUCCUCCAUAAGAUUGUAUCUCCAUGAUAUUCUCCAUGAUAUAUUAUCUCCAUGAUAUCCUCCAUGAGAUAUUAUCUCCAUGAUAUCCUCCAUGAUAUAUUAUCUCCAUGAUGUCCUCUAUGAGAUCUUAUCGCCACGAUCUCUUCCAUGAGAUCUUAUCUCCAUGAUGUCCUCCGCGAGACCUCUAUGUGUCCUCCACGAGACCCCCUCAACCCUUCUCCUCGACACCUCAUUACCCCAUGUGAAACUGAACUAUUUCCUCAAAAUGGAAGCUGAUCGUGAUGAGAGGCAGAAGAUGAGAAAACAUAUCCAACACUGAUCACGGAAAAAUGUUGCGUCUUCCACUACACGGACAAUUAAGAGAGACAGACAGACAAUAAGAUACACAGAUAUACAUACAGACAGAGAGACUGCAAGAUACAGACACAGGCAGACAGAGAUAGAGACAGAUACAGAUACAUGGUCAGAAAUACAGAUAUAGACAGACUGACGGAGAGACAUACACACAAACAGACAUGGAGACAGACAUUCAGAGACAGACAGAAUGAGAUAUUCACACUGGAGGAAUCCUAUUAUAUAUCAGGCUCUUUCUCACAGAUGUCCAGUAGAGACACAGACACACCGAGGCAGAUAUACAGCAAGACAAGACAUGCACAGACAGACAGAGACACAGACAAUACAGACUUGCCAAAAAAUGCGGACAGACGAUGAUGGGACAGUGCGAGAGACAGGCGGACAGACACGCGGCUCGAUGUAUCGAUAGACACGUAUGUAGAUUGUCGCGGUGUCUGUGUGUGUGUGUAUGUGUGUAGUUCGUGUCAGCUACGCUGUAGGGUGUAGACCAUAGCAGCAGCAGAAGUAAUAACAACGUGAUGUAUUCUCGAUGUAUACUCUGUCUAGAUGUACACUCAAUGGAUAUGCUAGAUAUAUUUUAUACACACGCGCACAACACAUGAGUCAUACGCCUUGGGACCACGGGACAUUUCGCUGGCACGGGUCUAAAUUUGCCAAAAAAAUAAGAAUCUAAAUGUUGUAAUGUUUCAUAACUCCGGGAAAUGUACUCGAUUCGGAUUACACAAGGCAGCGAUCCUCGCCCCCCCCCCCCCCUACUGGCAGGCGAAUGCCCCCCGCUGGCAGGUCGGGUUAUUAUCAAUCAACUUGUGUCACCGCACAGGGGCAGCUGCCACUGGGUGGAAGGGUCCCCUAGGCCAGAUCACACGGCAGUGAUCAUCACCCGAACCCCCUACUGGUAGGCGAAUGCCCCCCGCUGGCAGGUCGGGUUAUAAUCAAUCAACUUGUGUCACCGCACAGGGGCAGCUGCCACUGGGGGGGGGGUCCCCUAGGCCAGACAGCACAGCAGCAGUCAUUGCCCCCCCCCCUUCCCAUGAUCGGAAGGUCGAGCGGUGGUGAUGGUGGGUGGUUGGGUGAUGGUGGGUGGGGUAAAGUGUGGGUAGUCGCGCCUCUUCUUCCGAGACGUAGCCAGCGUGGAAGAGUGAGGUCCCUAAGCAAGUGACGGACGAAUCUCCGUCGAGGCGACCAAUCGCGAAGGAAGGCCCAUUCCUGCCAGCCAGCCAGCCGGCGGCGUGAUUCUGGCAAUUGCAGGGUCCGCGCCUUUGCCUCCCCCCUUCCCGCCCCCCCUCUCUCUCGUUCAUCUCUGUUUGGUGUAUCGCGCCUCCAUUCGGAGUGGUCCCCGGACCGAUGAUGAAGUUGCUUAGGUGUGGCCGUGCAACGUUCGGGCCAAUUACCUUGUAACCCUACUACGCCUCGCGUACGCACGCGCCGAUUGCCACCGGUGGACAUUCCACGUUACCAUGGCGGGGACCUUGACGACCACUGCCCGUUGACUUCCCAGCGUGGUCCGCUGCUGCUUCUCAUGCUCCUCGUGUUGUACGGCCGCUGACGAUGUCCUUAGAGGCAGAGCACAUGGCGGCCAAUGUGACACGCGGGUUGCGCUGACAACGAAACGACGGCCAUUGAUGACGGCGACGGUGACUGUGACGUUGGCGGAUGUGACGUUGAUCGUGACGAUGGUGACGUUUGACGUCGAUGUUGAUGAUGAAGAUGAUGACGACGAUAAUGGCGAUGAUCGAGGUGAUCAUAACGAUGAUGGUGAUCAUGAUGAUUAUGACGUUUGAUGCCAAUGUCGAUGAUGACGGUAAUGGCGAUGAUCAUGCUGCUGCUGCUGAUGAUGAUGAUGAUGACGGACGAUCAAAAUGGCGAUGCACGUGCUGCUGAUGAUUAUGAUGGCGAUGAUACUGGUGGUAAAGUGCUGAUGACGACGAUCUCGACGACGCAAACGAUAACGAUGCUUACCAUGGGAUGCAUUUACCCCCUGAGCGGAAUACGAACGCGCUAUUCGCCCAACACAGUUGAAGCACGUUCAUCAUAACCACGAGGGACAUGGCUGUGGGUCCCUGCUAUGGAAAUGUGGAACGUCCACCAACUGGCUCAAGGGCGGUGGUUGGCUACUUAGGAUCUCACGUUCGCUUGGGACGAUACACAUCAACUCUCUCAUUGCAUCUCUUCGGUCGGACUUUCCACCGACAUUCUGAAUUAUGGGUCAACAAUAACACUGGUCAACACACUUUUCCUGGCAUAAGGUAUUCCAACGGGUUUAAGGUAAUUUUGGGGGGUGCUGAUUCCAAAUCUGGCAUCAGUUUUUGUCUAUCACAUCAGGGUUUUGAGAGAUCAAAUUUGCAUUUUCAAUGAAAACUGCAGAAGAAAAAUAUUAAAUAAAUGUGGAUAUCUACACACACUAUUCUAAAAAAAUACAGCACCAUAUUUUAACACUAAAGCAGUCACUGACUCGCAACAACUUGCAAUCAUAAGUGACAGAGUUAAUGGAAAUAGGGUAUGCCGUUAGGAUAAAAUGAGAUGUGAAAGAGCAAAUCUGAGAUCAGAUUUGUAAUCAGCACCCUGAAAUUAGUCUAAAACAGAAGCAAAAGUCCAGGCCAGAAAAAAAAAGUUUUUGUUGUUGUUGACCAGUGUAAUGGCCCUUAUAUAACAAUGGUUGUGAUAUAAUCGAGUGACGAGACGACUGUGAAAGGUGAUCACGCUGCUGCGUAGUUCUCCCGCGUGUGUUCGCGGUGUGCCACGGUUGCUUAGCGCGUUGUCCGACGUUUCGUUACCACGUGCUCCACACAUCCACCCUACCUGCCUACGCACCCAACGCCGACCCAUCAUCCACCCACUCGAUCAUCCCACUCACCUGCCAACUCGCACACCCGAUCAACUGCUCACCCACCCGCUCACUCAUCCACUCACUCACUCGAUCACCCACUCACUUACCAACCCACUCAAUUGCUCACCUGCUCAUCCAUUCACCCACUCACCCACCCACCCAUUCACCCACCCCCCCCACCCACUCACCCCCCACCCACUCACUCAC